UUUAGAACAGCUUAAUCCAACCGCACUUUGUUAUUACAGCUCAGCCGGAUUAAACAAGCAUAAGCUUAAAUUCAGUCGGACUUCUUUCUUUGUUUCUUUUAUUUUUUAAAAAUAGUACUAAUAAAUAUAGUAAAUAAAGAGAAAGAAAGUCCGCAUAAUGUCGGUGUGAGUAAUAAGAAGGAAAACUAAAAAAAAAAAAAGGGAGAAUUGUAUAGCUGGAUUUCGCAGGCACUUGCCUUUGCGUUCAACUUGUUCAAAAACCCAAAAGAGAAAAGAAAGCAAAGGAAAAAGAGAUGAGAUGGUGAGGCAGGCAGGGAAGCAGUCAUCAGGGACGGCCAGAUUGGUAUUGCUAUGCGUUGGGCUGUUGGGAAUCGGACUAGUUGCCGAUUUGUUCUGGGCUUCAUCUUCUCGGUUCGACCCUUCCCUCUCCAUUUCCAACAAUUGGUCUCCUCGUUUUUCCAAUGCCACUGCAUUUCUCCUCCCUUCCAACUCCAACCAAUCCCAUGAAUCUCCCUCAAACCACAAGGAUGCCAAUGUUGAGGAAAAGAGUAAGGACAAAAGGGUGUUAUCUGCUACUUAUGCUGAUUUGCCUGCUCCCGAACUCAAAUGGCAGAAGAUGGCUGCUGCACCUGUUCCUCGUCUAGAUGGGGCUGCUAUUCAGAUUAAGAAUCUUCUUUAUGUCUUUGCUGGAUACGGCACCAUUGAUUAUGUGCAUUCACACGUUGAUAUAUACAAUUUUACGGAUAAUACAUGGGGAGGAAGAUUUGAUAUGCCAAAAGAAAUGGCACAUUCACAUUUAGGUAUGGUAACAGAUGGGCGAUACAUAUAUGUGGUCACUGGACAAUAUGGUCCUCAAUGCAGAGGGCCUACAGCUCACACAUUUGUUCUUGAUACUGAGACAAAGAAAUGGCGUGACAUGCCCCCUUUGCCAGUCCCUAGGUAUGCACCAGCCACUCAACUAUGGAGAGGUAGACUUCAUGUGAUGGGUGGCAGCAAGGAGAACCGGCAUACACCUGGAUUAGAACAUUGGAGUCUUGCUGUAAAGGAAGGGAAAGCAAUAGAAAAGGAGUGGAGGAGCGAAAUACCCAUUCCUCGUGGGGGGCCUCACAGGGCUUGUGUUGUGUUUAAAGAUCGGCUUUAUGUUAUUGGGGGUCAAGAGGGUGAUUUUAUGGCAAAACCUGGAUCACCUAUUUUCAAGUGCUCCAGAAGGAAUGAGGUGGUAUAUAGUGAUGUGUACAUGCUGGAUGAUGAAAUGAAGUGGAAAACAUUACCUCCUAUGCCGAAGCCAGAUUCACAUAUUGAAUUUGCUUGGGCGAUUGUUAACAAUUCUAUUGUUAUUGUUGGAGGCACGACAGAGAAACACCCUAUAACAAAGAAGAUGGUUCUGGUUGGAGAAGUGUUUCAGUUUAAUCUAGAUACACUGAAGUGGUCGGUGAUCGGAAAGCUUCCUUACCGUGUGAAAACCACAUUGGUUGGAUAUUGGCAAGGAUGGUUGUAUUUCACGUCUGGGCAACGAGACAAAGGGCCAACUGAUCCAGCACCGAGGAAAGUUAUUGGAGAAAUGUGGAGAACUAAAUUACAACUGAACUCAUAAUCCAUCUCUUCAACUUUUGGUGCGAUAAUCAUCCUGUCUAACCAAUAUUCAUCAGGUAAUGAAAUUGAAUUUCUCUUCAUUUUUUUUUCUUCUUAAAUCAUUGUUCUAUUAAUUAGUUUACUUUUGGGUUAUUGACAUAUUUUCGUCAGCUGUAUUAGUCAUUCCUCCAUAGUCAUAGGCAAUCAUUUAUUUGUAUGAAAAAGUAAUUAGCUUAUUUUCCUAAUUAGUCAAUUUUCUCGCUUCUUUCACUCUCUUUUCUUCCUCUUUCUCUCUUACCAAACACUUUUUUUUUUUAAUGCCAUGGUGUAAAUAUGAAGUUGAGGAUGGAUAGGCAUGUAAUAUUAACAUAUUUUCCACUUGAAUAGUCCAUGACUGAAUAAGAGGUGUUUCAUUCAAGAUUUAUUUUCAUCUGUAAUAAAUUACAAGUUUGGAAUAAUUAUUUUGAUUUGGAUAUUAUGGGAGCCUAGUUUUCUGCCUGAAGCAGCUACUGCAUGUAAUACUACUGCAGUCUGGGCACAAUAAAUAAACUAGGCCCAUUCUUAGUUUCAAACCCAUCAACACCUGGUCGACAUCAGCUCGAUGAUGAAAAUCUGGUGACAAUACAUUUUGGGCAAAUACAAGUUGGAAAGAACAAGGUCUGCACUGCACUAAAUCUCGCAAAUUGUGAUAUUGUAUCGUAUUUUGUGUUAAAUACGGUUUUAAAUAUAAUAUGAGUAAUUUUGAUACGAACAUAAAUAUACAA
Messenger RNA from Durio zibethinus, 2336 nucleotides. Its product is annotated as kelch repeat-containing protein At3g27220-like. The record is from RefSeq and is a predicted model, not a curated record. Gene Ontology annotation, molecular function: protein binding. NCBI's taxonomy places the organism in Eukaryota, Viridiplantae, Streptophyta, Magnoliopsida, Malvales, Malvaceae.